This is a messenger RNA of Zalophus californianus (California sea lion), 3683 nucleotides long. It is a transcript of the gene ABHD12B, whose product is annotated as abhydrolase domain containing 12B. Gene Ontology annotation, molecular function: monoacylglycerol lipase activity; phosphatidylcholine lysophospholipase A1 activity. NCBI's taxonomy places the organism in Eukaryota, Metazoa, Chordata, Mammalia, Carnivora, Otariidae. Gene Ontology annotation, cellular component: endoplasmic reticulum membrane. The transcript has 14 exons. The record is from RefSeq and is a predicted model, not a curated record. Bases 1644 to 2630 code for a protein of 328 amino acids. Gene Ontology annotation, biological process: phosphatidylserine catabolic process; monoacylglycerol catabolic process.
GGGGGGGGGCAUCGUGAUUUCCAACUUCAGAGAUUUUGCUGAGCAUUUCAAAUAUUUCAUUUGAAUGUUUGAUUCUAUCCACCUGAAUGAACAAGUGGAGGUAGAAUCUGGGACCAAAUGCAGCUGCUGCUCCCCAGCUCUGAUCACUCCAUCUCCACAGGGCAUGGCCCAGGGUCUCCUCCGGAGCUUCCCUAAACAAGUUCUAUGGGAUUCCGGACCCAUCUUGUGAACACCUCCGGGGUGGAAUCUUACACCAGCUUGAGUGGGACCUUAACCUUCCUCAUCAUGCAGGGUGUGGCCCUGAGAAAACCCACCUGCUGCUGGCUCAUCAGGCAGGCUCAGUUCCCUUGUGUCCUUCAGAUGUGAUUCCUCUUCUAGCUUGAUACGAAUCAGAAAAUUGACAUCCCCAGAAAGAUUACAAGAGGCAGUGAACGAGAUUCACCCUUGUCUGACUGGUUUUAGGAAAUGGCCUGGUCCUUGAAGAGAACUGCCCUUUCUUGAAAGGUGUGGGUGCUUUUCUCCAGACUGGCCUACCAGCCCCAAACAGGUGGGUCCCUAGGCACUUUCUGUGGCUUGGCAGUCCUCCCUCCUACCUGUUGACCCAGAGCACAGCCACCACAAAACAACACAGUAUUCCCUCUUGGAGAGGUUGCACCUUGCCUCCAAGAUGAAGUCUGCAUGCUGGCAUCAAAUUGUAUCUGACGGAGACCUCGUUCCCUUCCUUCCACCUUUGCCCUCAUACUUUGCUGUGUGGCUUCCCUGGGUGAGGAUGCAUUAUGUAAGCCUGUAUCCAGGCCAAACCUUUCCAGAUGUGAACUUUUUGAUACAAGGUGGGGUUCUGUUAGAUGUUGCUAAAUAAACCAAAUGCCAAAAUGGUGUUAAUUGUGUAGUUCAUAACCCUGUGGACGGAUAAACCAUUACUCAACGGCAAGGGCGGGGGGGGGGGGAAGGGAGCGAAAGAGGGAGGGUGGGUGCUGGAGAUGGGAAAGCUUCAGAAAAAGGGAAAAAUAGAAAGGACAAAGAAAAAAAAAAAGGAAGCCGGGUCAAAGUAGAGAAAAGCUUAUAUCCCUCACGCAGAUCUUCUGAGGCUGUGAUACCAGACUUCCGUUUUAUUACUAGCACAGUAAGAAAUCUAUUUCAGUUCAUCACGCGGGACGCGCACACACGUACACACAGGUAUAAAAUAAAGUAGAAAAGAAAAUCGUGCGCAGCUAGCCACAAGCGUGGGAAACUGGCUCCUCCAGCACGGAUGUGGGGGGCUGGUGGGGGGCGCUGAAGCCCGGGUGCAGCCCGCCGCCCGCAGGGCCCCCGCGCGGGGGAGGAGGGAGGGCCGGGUGUCCGCGGGGGCGGCUCAGGCUCCCGGCCGCGGCUCCCCGGUGGCGGCUCGCCACACGGCGCGGGAUGGAGAUGGACGCGCAGGACCGUGUGGCGUCCUGGUGGGACAUGGUGGUGCGGAACCUGCGCUCAGGGCAAAGAGCAGAGAGCAGCUUUCGCCUGGCCCAGCAGUGUAGACCCACAUCCCCCUUCUGUGUUGGAUCUGAAUAUCUUUUCCACAUUCCUGUUCAACACUCGGAAGAAAAAUUGCCUCUCUGUACAACAGCUUUACUAGUAAACCAUUAAAAGAACACAUUUUUCCUCCUCUGAUGAAUAUGCUAAUAUUUUUUAAUUUUUUCAAAGCACCAUUUCUUGUGGAUUUAAAGAAACCGGAGUUAAAGAUUCCUCACACGGUGAACUUGUAUAUCAGAGUUGAACCUGGGGUGAUUCUGGGAAUCUGGCACACGGUUCCCAGCUGCCGGGGGGAAGAUGCUAAGGGGAAGGACCGUGGCUGGUAUGAAGCAGCCCUUCAUGACGGCAACCCAAUUAUUGUUUAUCUUCACGGCAGCGCAGAACACAGGGCAGCUCCUCACAGACUUGAGCUAGUAAAGAUGCUGAGCGAUGGUGGCUUUCAUGUCCUGUCUGUGGACUACAGAGGGUACGGGGACUCUACAGGUGAGCCCACAGAGGAGGGGCUGACCGCAGAUGCUGUUUGUGUCUAUGAGUGGACCAAGGCGAGAAGUGGUACCACGCCUGUGUGUCUCUGGGGCCACUCUCUGGGUACAGGAGUUGCAACAAAUGCUGCAAAAGCACUAGAAGAGAAAGGAUUCCCAGUUGAUGCUAUUAUCCUGGAGGCUCCAUUUACCAACAUAUGGGUUGCAAGUAUUAAUUAUCCCUUGUUAAAGAUUUACCGGAAACUUCCAGGAUUUUUACGUGCGCUUAUGGAUGCCCUGAGAAAAGACAAAAUAGUCUUCCCUAAUGAUGAAAAUGUUAAAUUCCUGUCUUCUCCCCUUCUCAUCAUACACGGUGAGGAUGACAGCACGGUGCCUUUGGAGUUUGGCAAAAAGCUCUAUGAAAUUGCACACAAUGCAUAUAGGAACAAAGAGAGGGUCAAGAUGGUGACCUUUCCCCCUGGUUUCCAACACAACUUCCUCUGUAGAAGCCCCACACUAAUAAACACUGUGAGCAAGGGCUGGAACAAUGUACCCAAGCAAGGAGGGCAUACAUUCAAGAUUUCCGAGAGUUCUCAAAAAACAUACCUGCUAUGCUGGCAAGAUGCCAGACCUACACACGUGAAUAUAAGAGCACCGGACUAACCUGGCCCUGAGAGUCAAAUGUGCGCAGCGGGACAUCGACUACCUGGAGUACCUGUGAGAAGCUGACGUGUGCGUGGAAUCAAGAGGACAAGACCCUGGCAGAAAAGCUCGUCCAAGAGGCGGAAGAAGAGAAGAAGAGAAGAAGAUCGGGACUCUGCUGAAUGCAAGUAAGACAACUGUGUCUCACGCUCAGAGACACAAACGAAGCACAGACAGGGGUCUGGCCAAGUAGGAGAGUAAGAACUAGAUGUGUGGUUUUGGGUGCAGGUAUUGGGAGAGAAACCUUAGCAGGAAACAGGUGUCUGAAGGAAAAGUCAGAUUGUGUUCUGUUGUUUAACCAAAUUUAGAAAAACAGAAAGAGAAACUUAUCCUGAAAUUAUAGUAUUAAUUUAUUCCUUAUACUAUUAUACUAUCAUGACCUAUUUUAGCUUCUAAUCUGCUAUUUCCCAUGUUGAAUAAAUUCAUCCUCAGAUAGAAAAAUCCUUUUUAAAUAGUCUUAUUUUUCUGAACUGUGAAGAACUCUACAUGGAUUAGCAGAAUAAAUUAUCAGUUUAAAAAGUCAACUAUAAAAUGGGUCUUGAUUCUUCUAAAAUAAAGUAUUUAUUCAUGGGGAAUAAUCCGCAAACCAACUUAAUUUAGCAUUACAGUACUGAAUUUCAGUCACAAUUUUGCCAACUAAAAGUAUUAACUUGCUCUUUACCAUUUCCUUUAAGCUUUUAAAGACUGGCCAGUAACAUAUCCUUCCCAGCCUGAGAUGAUAUUUAUUAAGCAAAUAUCUCAAGUAGAGCCUCCAAAGAUUGGACAAUGCAGUCUAGUAAUUAAUAGGGGUUAUUAAUCAGGAAGUAAGAAGACAGCAGAGCACAAAGCAUCACUGGGGGUGCUUAGAAGUGAAUUGGUCAGCUACAAGGUAAUGCUCAAAUCUAGUGGCAGGAUAAAUACCUAGCCAUGAAUUAAGUCCACUUGGAUGGACACCAGCAUGAUUUCUCUAGAAGUGAUUUUGCACAAAAUAAAAAUACAGUUUGCAAUAUUUUGUAUUAUUUUUCUUGACUUUGC